This is a messenger RNA of Penicillium soppii, 1707 nucleotides long. Its product is annotated as methionine--tRNA ligase MSM1. Gene Ontology annotation, biological process: methionyl-tRNA aminoacylation. The transcript has 8 exons. NCBI's taxonomy places the organism in Eukaryota, Fungi, Ascomycota, Eurotiomycetes, Eurotiales, Aspergillaceae. The coding region runs from base 1 to 1707 and encodes 568 amino acids. Gene Ontology annotation, molecular function: methionine-tRNA ligase activity; ATP binding. The record is from RefSeq and is a predicted model, not a curated record.
AUGGCUGCGAGAAUGCCACUGCGCUCGUUAUUUAGGACGUCUCAGCUGAUUAGCUCGAGACGUCCGUGGACCUGCACAUCCUGCAAGCAUGGCUGGAAGAUUCCCAGGCGCGGAGUUGCUACUGGACCCCAAAAGUCCAAGCCGUACUAUGUGACGACACCGAUUUUCUAUGUCAAUGCUGCUCCUCACGUCGGUCAUUUGUACACUAUGGUCAUCGCCGACAUCAUGAAGCGUUGGCAGGUCGUGCUCGGGAAUACAGAUGCUCAAUUGUUGACCGGAACCGACGAGCAUGGCAUGAAGAUCCAGCAAGCCGCUAUACAAGCCGGCAUGGACACACAGGCAUUUUGCGACAUGAACUGCCGAACCUUUGAGGCUCUAGUGAAAGCUGCAAACCUUGACAACGACCAUUUCAUCAGGACCACCGACCCAUCGCAUCGAGAUGCUGUUCAAUAUUUCUGGGAAAUGCUCCAACACCGGGGAUAUAUCUAUACUUCGAAGCACGAAGGCUGGUACUCAGUCAGCGAUGAGACAUUCUAUCCCCAAGCGCAAGUGCAGAAUUCCUUGGAUCCGACAACAGGCCGGAAACGCAUGGUUUCGAUAGAGACUGGGAAAGAGGUUGAGUGGUCCUCCGAGACCAACUACCACUUCCGCCUCUCGGCCUUCAAGGAUCGUCUACUUGAACUGUACAAGAGGGAGGAUUCCUUUAUUACCCCUACGUCGUACACAUCUGCUGUGAUCAAUUCCGUUAUCACGGGUUUGCAGGACCUCUCGAUUUCUAGACCCGUGGAACGUCUGACAUGGGGUAUCCCGGUUCCCGGCGAUGCUUCGCAGACUAUCUAUGUGUGGUUAGAUGCUUUGGUUAACUACCUGACCAAAGCUGGAUACCCGUUCCCGCCCGGGAAGGAAAUCACAUCUGCAUGGCCUGCGGAUUUGCACAUUGUUGGUAAAGAUAUCGUUCGAUUCCAUUGCGUUUACUGGCCUGCAUUCCUUAUGGCACUUGACCUUCCACUGCCCCGGAAGGUCUUGGUGCACGGACACUGGACGAUGAAUCGCGAAAAGAUGUCCAAGUCUACAGGAAAUGUUGUAAAUCCAUUUUUCGCCAUUGAACGGUUUGGAGUCGAUGGUAUGCGGUUUUUCCUAGCUUACCGGGGAGGUUUAUCGGAAGAUUCGGAUUUCGAUAACUCGUUUAUUAUCCGGGAUUAUAAGAAAUGGCUCCAGAAUGGCCUCGGAAACCUUGCUCAGCGCACAAUCGGAUGUGCGCGUGGCAAUUUGCGGUCGUGCAUUGUAGAUGCCGCGUCUGAUAAGCUUCCAACUGCCACCCCCGAGGACCUGGAACAUCAAACAAUGUUGGUACAGGCGCCCCCCAAGGUCGCCGAGCUUAUGGAGAAUCUGAACCCUCGUGCCGCGUUGCAUGGAAUUAUGAGCAUAAUCGAGCAGACCAACAAGUACUUCCAUGCUGCGGAGCCGUGGAAAAGUCCCGAACCCCAACGGGUGCUCUACAAUGUGGUAGAAUCGUUGCGGAUUGCUGGCAUUUUAUUGCAACCGUUCAUGCCCGGCAAGUCUCAUGACCUUCUAGAAAUGCUCCGUGUAGAUACCUCGGACCCCUCCAAGCGGGCAUUCGCGGCCACGGCGUACGGUUCGGAUCCAGAUUACGGUGAGGGCGUUAAGAAAGGUAUUCUUUUCCCUCCUUUACUCACAGAGGAGUAA